Molecule: messenger RNA, 1623 nt
Organism: Pochonia chlamydosporia 170
Lineage: Eukaryota; Fungi; Ascomycota; Sordariomycetes; Hypocreales; Clavicipitaceae
Product: hexokinase family protein XprF
Exons: 3
Coding region: 1-1623 (540 amino acids)
Biological process (GO): glucose 6-phosphate metabolic process; glycolytic process; intracellular glucose homeostasis
Cellular component (GO): cytosol; mitochondrion
Molecular function (GO): fructokinase activity; D-glucose binding; ATP binding
Source: RefSeq, a predicted model, not a curated record
AUGGGCUCGACGACUGAGCAAUUGGCUCAACUUGACGCCUUCCUUCAGCCCAUGACCAUUGACAUCGAGAAAUGCCACCUGCUGUCAGAGAAGUUUCUGCAAAACUUCAUCCACCUUUCUGCGGAGUCUCUGGACCAGUUCUUACCAACUCCCAUCUCGGAGUCUAUUUUGCGGCCAGUCGCAGAUCAUGGCCACGGACGGCAUCUUGCGAUUGACAUCGGGGGAACCAACUUGAGAGUCGGAUUCGUGGAAUUGCUCACGGAUGAAUCCGUCAAGUCUGAUGAUAGCAAUGGAGUUGCGACGAAUGGUAAUGGACACAGUGGCACGAAUGGUCUAAACGGCAACAGCACAAAUGGCCAUUCUACUCCGAAAUCGCCCUCUGGUCGCCUCCAACGACACUUGGAAAAGUCGUGGCCGAUUUCGAAUCAUCUGAAAAAUGAUAAUGCUGAUAGCCUAUUCCUUUGGAUCGGGAAGUGCAUUGCCGAGGUUGUUGAAGAAGGAAGCAAGGCAUUCAACCUCCCCGGCGAUGCGCCACUGCCUCUCGGAAUCACAUUUAGUUUUCCAGUAGAACAACCGUCGCUCGAAAAGGCGACUAUUACAUCCAUGGGGAAAGGCUUUGCCAUACCGCCUAAUGUUGAUCUAGGGGAUCGUCUCAAAGCGGCAUAUGAUAAGCACAGGGGCGCCGACGCACCGCCCAUCUACAUUGCAGCCGUUGCCAAUGACUCCGUGGCCACGCUAAUAUCCUUCAUUUUCAACUAUGACGGAGUGGUUCACCGUCGUGCGACUAUGGGCCUGAUACUGGGCACUGGGAGCAAUGCUACCAUUCCUGUGAAGCUGAGCCUCCUCCAUCCGGACAAACGACCGAAAAAUGUCAAUCUUUUGCCUGGCGAGAAGGUAGAUGAUGCGAAGAUCGCAGUUAACACGGAAUGGAGUAUCAACGGAACGGCACCACCGAUGCGCGAGCUUGGGUUGAUUAACAGGUGGGACGACGAGUUGAGCGCGCAAAAUGAGAAGCCUGGCUUCCAGCCUCUCGAGUACAUGACUGCAGGGCGAUACCUGGGAGAGCUGGGGCGUAUCAUGCUACUUGACUACAUGACCAGCACACUCAACAUCAACAGGGCACUUUUGCCACAAAAGAUUUUGGCGCAGGAGAGCCUGUCGACAACAUUUUUGAGCCAUUUCAAGCCGUUACAGCCUACCACUCUAUUAUCGGUUUUACGGAGCGAGUUUCCAGAGUCUCCGGAUUCCUCCUUCCUUUGGAACGAGCAUCAUGCGGAGGCCUUGUAUCGUAUUGCUAAGGCUAUCGAAGUGCGCGCGGCGGGAAUUAUAGCUGCAGCCAUUAUGGCGUUGCUCACAUUAGGGGAGGCACUUCCUGUCGACGGGUCGUCCCCAUUGCCACAAUCAGAAAUUCGUGAGUUGGGGGUAGGUUAUACGGGAGGCUGCAUUGUUCACUUUCAGGACUAUCUAGUGGACUGCCAGAAUUUCGUGAAUCAACUGGUGAAUAGGAGAUUUGGCAAGGACUCACCACUUCGAGUCACCAUGAGUCCAUGUCAUGACGGGGGCAUUACUGGGGCUGGCAUUUUGGUUGCUGCAGCACUUUCCAGCCAAACGUCCCAAACUUGA